Messenger RNA from Elaeis guineensis (African oil palm), 1977 nucleotides. RefSeq lists its product as uncharacterized. Lineage: Eukaryota; Viridiplantae; Streptophyta; Magnoliopsida; Arecales; Arecaceae. The record is from RefSeq and is a predicted model, not a curated record.
CCGUCUAGGUGCCAAAAAAUCAAAGGGAGUAUGUGCGGAUCUAAAUAAAUAAAUAUAUAUAUAUAAAAAAAAAAGAGGUUAGAUCGAAGGUUCGCAGUCUGAACCGCUUCACUUCGUGAAGGAAUCAAUUAAGAAUUAACAUCAGGUCCCUCGCUCGUCCUUUUUUUUUUUUCAAAAUCCAACUUCAUAAACGAUGUGCUCAAACCAAACUCGACGCCGAUUCUUGGUCCAAGCAAACCGCCAAUGCUUUGGAACGACAAUGGGGCACUCCGAUGGCACACCCCUCUUCGUCGAUACCAACCUCGGCACCCAUUUGGCUCUCCCUGUCCCUCCAGACAUCACAGCUGCUGAUCUCAAACGUCAACUUGAGAGGGAACACUUUUCUUGUUUUCCAUGUAUUGGAGUGAUUAAGGUCCAAGCUUUGAUGGUAAAGAGGAAAACCCACUUUUAUCAUCUUCCAGAUUCGAUGGCGAUAAAGAAAUCUUAUCAGGGGUUGGCAGGCACUUGGUUCCUUCACAUGAAUGCUUCACAGUCUGUAGACAUGCCGAGGCAAGAAGCUAGCAUACCUUCAGGAUUAAGCCAUUCCACAGGACAAGACUUCUCUAAUCAGAGGGAACCUGUCAGGCCAAAUGCUAAAGUUUCACCAGCUUUGGAAAAUUUAACAGCAUCGAAUAAUUCAAAUCAGUGUGAACACAGAAACAGAGAAGUGAUGGCUAUUCAAGUUAUCACAAGUCUAGAAACCAAAGACUCCAUGCCUAUUGUCAGCAAUGUCACUGAUUGUUCAAAGUCAGAGAAGGCUGCUGAAUUCAGAGCUACAAAUAUGAAGAGCCAAGCUAGCAAAAAUGGAGGACAUCAUUCUAUAUUCAAUGAAAGGCAACUUGAUGUGCUUUCCUUACCUAUUUGUGGCAAAGAGAAAAGGAAAAAGAGGAAGAUAUGGGAACGGGGAAAUUCAUCAAAUGUUGGUAGUGGACACGUAAAGGACAUCAGAGAGGAAAAACUUGCCAGAACUCAAAAAAUGCAUACACCUGAAUUAAUAUCUUGUUUAAAGCCUGAUAAAGGGAAGGGAACAAAAGAUGGUACCAUUACUGAUGAAUCCCAAGGCAUGGAUCAAAAGGACAAGAACUUGUCCUCAGAGCUUCCACUGUUGAGUAGACCCCAUAUCAGUUCUUCGACAGUGAGACAAACUCCCAGCAUUAGUUUGUCUGGAAACAUCUCUCUAAGUGGUCUUAUUUCAAGAUACUUCUCCGACUAUGAGGAGGUGAAUUCAUGCAGCAGUCUGACCAAAAAUAUUCAAAACACUAAAAAAUUGACUCACCAAUUCAAUGAUGUGUUGAAGGUUGAAAAACUUCAACAAAAUGAGAUCACUGGCUAUGCAAAUUAUGCUGCAGAAUUUUCAGUCAACCAGAAAAGUUCAAAGAGAAUUGCAUUGGGUUCUGAUACGAUUUGUUCCUUCAAUGUUAGUUCUGAUGGUGUGAAAAGGUUGGAAGAUUAUCCAAUGAACAUCAGUAACAGAGAACAUGAUAAAAAUGAAAUAGUUGCUUUUGAUCGUCAGAGGCGAACAAAGAGUAAGAUGAUGAAAGAUACUAGUGUGGCAUGUAAUGAUGAGUAUAGCCCCUGCCAAGCUGAUCAUAAGAAGACAUUUCGAAACAAAUUUAGCAGAGGCAAACAACCAGUCAAUAAGAAAAAGGUCUGUCUUACGCCUCAUUGUUCAUCAGUGAAUUCUACUCCACUGUCGUUUAAUAAGCAUACGGGGGCUUCAAGGAGCAAAUUUGGUAGAAAUGAAGUUGGCAAACGCCUUGUUCAAGCAGCAAACAACAUCUGGUUUUCUGCCAGUGGGAAAAAAUCGCUGCAAUCUAUGUUUGUCUCGAGGUCCGGAAAUCUGUCCUUGCCUGAAUCAGUUGUACCCGUUAACAAACUUCCUUUUGAAAUUGAUGAAUCUGAUGACUGAAAGAUGAGAAAUCUCAUUAUUUUGGCUUC